Molecule: messenger RNA, 1326 nt
Organism: Pristis pectinata (smalltooth sawfish)
Lineage: Eukaryota; Metazoa; Chordata; Chondrichthyes; Rhinopristiformes; Pristidae
Gene: pop5
Product: POP5 homolog, ribonuclease P/MRP subunit
Exons: 5
Coding region: 38-592 (184 amino acids)
Biological process (GO): tRNA 5'-leader removal
Cellular component (GO): ribonuclease P complex
Molecular function (GO): ribonuclease P RNA binding
Source: RefSeq, a predicted model, not a curated record
CAGGGAUCAGGGGCGCCCGCCGCUGUCGCUGUUGUGAAUGGUCAGCCGUGUUGUCAAUCAGCGAGGCCGCCGAGCGUGGGCAGUGAUGGUUCGCUUCAAGUCCAGAUACCUUCUAUGUGAGAUAGUGUUUGAGAAGCCACACUAUCGACAACAUAUAGAUGUCCGAAGCAUCAUUCGAAAUGUCAGAAACGCAAUCACUCAAACACAUGGUGACUUUGGGAUUGGCUGUUGUAGUUUACGUCUGGAAGUCACAUAUCUAAAUGCCUACACUGGGAUCGUCUUAAUAAGGUGUCAAAAAGACUUCUACAGAAUGCUAUCGACAGCGCUGAUGUUUAUCACCUUUCUGGAGAACAAGAACCAAAAGUUUCCAUGUUUUUUUAACACUUUACAUGUGGCAGGUACAAUUCGAAGCUGCCAAAAGUUCCUGAUCCAGUAUAACCGCAGGCAGUUGCUGUUGCUUCUCAGAGACUGUAAGACCAAAAAGGAGAGAGAAUCUGUUCAAAGAUCUCUUCUGCAUUGUUCACUAAAGGCAUUGGAUGAAGCUCAAUCAUAUGACAGAAGUGAAGAGAUGGAAGGAACAGAUACUGAUUAAAUGGUUUUUGAAAUCAUUUCACUGGGUAAUAGUGAAGACCUGCAUUGUGGGAAUGCUUCCUUGCAGACCUCCUGUAUGAUCAGGGUGUUUACUAUGUUGCAAACCAAAGCUACAAAGGUUACAAAUGUACAGCUCGCACACUGAUGCUUUGUGAACAGGGUGAAAGGCAACUUCCCAACUUUACCAUUGUACAUUGUCAAUGUAACGCUAACCACAUAUGAUUGUACCAGCUGAUGUUAAAAAGGGCAAACUCAGAAUUCUUCAGCCACUUCAGCAGUCAAUAGUAUUUAAUGAUGUAAAAUGACGUCAAUAAACAAUAUUCCAUUUUUAUCCUAGCCUUUGGUUGCCAUGGACAAUGCAUUGCCCUAACGUUGUCACAAAUUACUUGGCACAGCUUCAUCCAGGCACAUGAAAAGCUAGUUCUGGUCUACUGUUGCUGAUCAAAUGAUUGCAGGGGAGCAUUGGCCUCUUAAGCUUCCUGAAGAUGACGACACAAAAAUGGAAAGUAACUGUAGUAUGUCAGAGUUAAUUAGCUGUUGAGGCUACAGCAAGAAACUUGUGGGAUUUUGUGGAGCAGAGAAUGAGUUUGUCAUUGUUGGUUCAUAAAGUUGAUAUAAAUACUGCUAAUGGAAUGUACCUGCAGUGUACUGCCUUUUCAUGAACUUGCUGAUCCUUGAGUUUUAAGUACAAGGAUUUAGAUUAUUGUGAAAUUAAAAAGCCUUGGUAAUACUCCA